This is a messenger RNA of Linum tenue, 1318 nucleotides long. Lineage: Eukaryota; Viridiplantae; Streptophyta; Magnoliopsida; Malpighiales; Linaceae. The record is from the annotation of a GenBank genome assembly.
CCUCAAUUACAUCCAGCAGGAAUCGACUGAUACCAUAUAUAGGCUUUUCCUGCUCGCACUCCUCCAGUCCAUCCCCUCCACCGUUGUGGUGGCCCUCGUGGAGAUUCACUCACCAUUGCCAUCAUUGUUACUUAGGUAGUUCGAGGAUUUGACAUUGCGUGCGCGUAAUGGUAGUUGGGUUCGUGAUGCAUGAAGUGAGGGAUGAGAUUGGAGGAAUUUCGGCUCCGCUCUUGCGUGAGGAGAAAAGAAAAUGAUGUUGAUACUUGAUAGGGUUUCUUUCGGCGCUCCCACCAGGAUUAGUUUUGGGUUGGGAUUUUGCUUAAUUAAGAUAAUAAUUAGGCCAAGGGUAUUUUAGCAUUUGUACCAAAAUUUAUCGGCCGGGUGUUACCAUUAGGAUUUAGGAACCAAAUCGUCAAUAUCCUAAAGUUCAGUGAUGUAAUGGUGACUCAAGCCAGCAUCGUCCUGCCACCAGCGAGUCGCGGAGCGCACAACGAAUAUAUUCUUUUUAAAGAGCAACCAGGAGAGAGGAAGAUUAGCUUCAACCGCCGGCAGACAUGUCGAGAGCUCGAGUUUACGCUGACAUCAACGUUCAUCGGCCCAGAGAGUACUGGGACUACGAAUCUCACACCGUUCAGUGGGGUGAUCAGAAUGACUAUGAGGUUGUUCGAAAGGUUGGGAGGGGGAAAUACAGUGAGGUCUUCGAAGGUGUCAAUGUCACGAAUAAUGACAAGUGCGUUAUCAAAAUCCUGAAGCCUGUCAAGAAAAAGAAGAUAAAGAGGGAGAUUAAGAUCCUGCAGAACCUCUGUGGAGGGCAGAACAUAGUGAAGCUGCUCGAUAUCGUCAGGGAUCACCACUCAAAAACCCCGAGCCUGAUUUUUGAGUAUGUGAAUAGUACAGAUUUUAAAGUUCUGUACCCAACAUUCACGGACUAUGACAUUCGCUACUAUAUAUAUGAGCUUCUUAAGGCACUAGAUUACUGCCAUUCCCAGGGCAUAAUGCAUAGAGAUGUAAAACCGCACAAUGUGAUGAUUGACCAUGAGCUGCGCAAAUUACGGUUGAUAGACUGGGGGUUGGCGGAGUUCUACCACCCUGGCAAAGAAUACAAUGUCAGAGUAGCUUCUAGGUAUGUGUUUUAUACUUAUGAAGAUCUCAAGAACUGAACUAUAUGUUCAAGUUAAUCAUUAGAUGGAAGUGGGUGAUCAUUUAUUCAAUAGUAGGGUAUUUUGCCUUACCAUUUUGAUGAGACAUUUCUAAUCAUGUGGACUCUUAUGUCAUCUUGGGACAGUAGGGACCAUUACUCUGGCUCGAUGUGUUUUAA